This is a messenger RNA of Paracoccidioides brasiliensis Pb18, 180 nucleotides long. RefSeq lists its product as uncharacterized. The transcript has a single exon. The record is from RefSeq and is a predicted model, not a curated record. The coding region runs from base 1 to 180 and encodes 59 amino acids.
AUGUGCGAUGGAGAUGUUCCCUCAUCGGUCGAUCCAUUUGGUCUGUUUACUGGCUGUGAUUGGAGUAUCCCUGCCUCCUUUGCCGCUGAACUAAAGGAUGUUCAACUGGAGGUUCUGGACGUCCAUUGGCCGGCGGUUGCCAAGUUGCCAACAAACAUGCAGUUCACUACCCGCCUAUGA